CUGCAAGACAAUCUGGGAUAGAAGGCUAGUGGGACCUUUUAGAACAUACGUAGCGGUGCGUCAGUCAGCCAUAGUGGUGGCUUCUAUCUCCGGGCGUAAGCCACGCUUCUCCUGGAAAACUAGCUCGUGCGCAGACUGGGUUCCGAGUGUCUCCUCCUCCAUGCGUCUGCUCGGGCUUAUCCUGCGGCCUAAAAGAUUCUUCUCUCUCCUGUAGCAGUUUCCCUGCGUUCCCGCGUCUGCAAUACUUUACCAUAGCAGAUUAUCCUUAGUCAGUACUACCUAAAUCUCACAUAAAAAAACAAACUGCAGUAAGUCAUGAGUGCGACUGCAGCUGGCUUGGCCAGAUGGGCUCCAUCCACGCCCAUUCAGACACUAACGCCGGCACCAGAGGCCUGCUACCAGCCAAAUUCAUCGACCCGGAGAUCGUCACCACAGUCACGGGCUUUAUUACGCACGGGGAGAGGUACAGGCACCACUCACCGACGAGCAGAUCUGAGCAUGGCGGUGGGGGUGACUUUUGAGUCGACUCAAAAGUCACCUCUGGCCAUGGCGGUCGGGCUCUUGGAUCUCGGGAACCGGAGAUAUGGAAGAGGAUCACGAAGCAGGAUUAACUCGCGAAGGCUGGUCCAGACCAACGCCAGCCAAACCUCCGGCGGCGACAGCAGCAGCAGCAGCAGCGGCAAUGAAGAUGAUGGAAUGUCGAUGGCGUCCGAGCCUGGCGCCAUGGAUUGGCGGACGUUCCGCGCCAAGCUGGUGGCGAGCAACGAGGCCACGCGGAGCAUAUCCUCGCCUUCCCCCGCGCAGGAGGCAGUGGGGCUCGAGAUCUGGCAGGACCGCAUGAGCCUCGAGAACUGGGCGCUGUUGGCAUCGCAGAACCCCCGUCUGGCCAAGGAGGUGCCGUGGGUGCACUCCACAGGGGGCGCGGAGGCGGGCGGCGUGCUGCUCGCCGCGCCCUUUCCCCAGGGGCCGGGGCUCGCGAGCGAGGGACGGCAGGUUCCGGGUGCGGGCGGCUUGGACCAGCGGUUGUGGCAGGCGGCGGUGUUUCUGGUGGAGCAUGGCGCCUCAGGGGGGGAGUCGUGGGGGUUGAUGCUCAACCGGCCGUCAGGAUACACGAUCCAAAAGGCGCUAGCGCAGACGAACCAGGUGGAGGACGCGGCGCUGACGGUGUUUGCCCGCAACGCCAUCUACAUCGGCGGGUUCAAGUCGGACGGCCGCACGCUGCACUUCCUCCACGGCCACGACCUGCCAGGGGCCAAGGAGGUGAUGCCCGGUGUGUUCCUGGGAGGGCUGGAGGCAGCAGCUGAGCAGGUUCUUAUGGGCAACAUGCCUCCGACUGAUUUUAGAUUCUUUGUCGGUCGAUUGGAGUGGCAGCCUGGCAAGCUGCAGGAGGAGGUGGAUGCGGGGCUCUGGUACACAGCAGCGUGCGCCAGAAGCCUCGUGCUCAAGCAGUGCUUACAGCUCCCAAAGCCCCUCUGGCGAGAGAUGCUGGAGCUGAUGGGCGGUGAAUAUGCAGAGGCUGCAAGAAAGGAAUUCGGAGAUAGCAUAUGAGCAACACAUGGGGCCCUAAAGUCAGUGGCUCGACGUCCCAUUGAUAUGCAUUUUGGCGACAUAGGCGUUUCAUUGAUGGUAUUGUCCAUCCAAUCGUCCCAUUGGGCUGCUUUUGAAAUCUACAUAAGGGUAGGCGUUUUUCUUCACGUGUUUAGUGUUGUUUACUCACUUAAAAAUGUCACCCCAGCAAGGUUGAGCACUAGGAUCCUUCGUUGUUC
Molecule: messenger RNA, 1766 nt
Organism: Closterium sp. NIES-67
Lineage: Eukaryota; Viridiplantae; Streptophyta; Zygnematophyceae; Desmidiales; Closteriaceae
Source: the annotation of a GenBank genome assembly